AUGCUAGGGAAACUCCACCCUAAGCAUGCAAGAGUUUCAUCCUAGAAUUAGAACAGAGUGAAAAAUGUCCUCAGAUAAGAAAUAAAAGACACACAAUAAAAUGAUAAAAUCUUACUUACUGAUAAUGACUAAAUAUCAUCGCAUAAAAUGGAGAUUACCGAGUAAUUUAAGUUUAGCAACGCCAAUAAAAAUAAAUUAAAUUUGCCUUCAAAUUAAGAUUUACCAUUUUCCAACAAUAACCAGUUUUCUUAAAAGGAUCAGGAGAGCUAAGAAUUUACAGAGAAUACAAAUAAAAAUUUAUUAGAUAAGGAUGCUUGCAGUAAAGAUGAUAAUAAUCAUUUAUUUAACUAUGGGAAUCAUGAUAUGGAUAGUUAGAACUUACUAAGCCAUAAAGAUAAAGAUAAAAUUCAAAGAGAUCUAUCAUCAAUUUUGCACAAAGAUUAGAAUAUUAAUACUACUGUGUCCCUAAGAGAUUAGCUUAGCACUAAAUAGUCGAAAAGAGAUACAAUGAUUGAAACUAUCUAUCAACAUACAACAACUCAUUACACUAAUAGAAAUGCCUUUGCUUAAUAAACAUCAUCAUUUACAAGUAAAAGACCUACAUCUGGCUAAAAUAAAAACAAAAGUUUUAAAACUAUAAAAUCCCCCAAAAAUAAGCAAAAGCAACCUAAAAGAAUUGAAGAUGAAAACAAACUCGAAGAUAUUGAAUAGAAAAUUAGACUUUUGGAUAGUCUUAUAGAAUCAGACAAAAUUUCAAAGCAUAUUAAAUAGACUUAGUCAGAUUAACUAAAAAUUAUGAAGUAAAAAGUCUAAAAACUUCGAGAAGCAGAGUAAAAGCUAAAUGAAAUAAGAAUAGGAUAGAGUGUUUAAAAUUUUUAGAAUCAAAGCUUGAUCUCUGAAAGAGAACAGCAUUAAGCAUAUGCUCAAUCACCUAAAGAUCUUCAAUGUUAUACUCUAUGCGAAGAGUCAAUGAAGAGUGAAGCAAAUAAAAAGCGAAGGCUAAUCUAUAUGUAGCAUAAGGACUAAAACAAGCUCUUAAAUAAAGCUGAAAUCAUGUUUAAUCAAGGAUUGCGAGAGUCAGGCAGCUUACAUUCAAGCAGCUUAGAUAAUAAUAACUCUAUAAGAAAUACCACUGCCUAUAAUAAUGUAACUCCAUCUCUACAGAAUUUUAAACUCCUAAGCUAAGCAAAAAGAACUUAAAACCAGUCAUCUGUUUUAAGAAAUAGCUUACAAACAGAUUCCAACAGAUAAGAUUAUUACUCAAUAUAUGAGAAUAUAAUAAAUGAAAAGCAGGCAACCGAAAUAAUUCAGAAGAUUAUCAAGCAAAGACCUAAAUCUGAAUAUCAUUCUAAGAAGGCAGCAAGGCGAACUGAAAACGGAUCUCUCAAUAUCUAUCAGAAUAGCAUAAUAACAAACGAAAAAAUAAAUAAUACCCUUAAUACUAGAUUCGCAGUUAAUAGCAAGAAUUCUAAGUAUAGUAGUAAUAAGAUCAGAUCAGGGCAGUCAUCUUUCAAUUAAAUGGUAAGCCAAUUAAGUGAUAUCCGCAUUGAACCAAUGAUAGAUGGCAAAAGCGUAGUCAUUAAUUUUAAAUAAGAUUCUAGAAAUAAAGAACAGUAACAGACCAGACCAGCAACUGCUAAUCAGUAGUCUCGAAUUAUAAUCAAAUUUAAUAACAUAGGCAGGAGAGAGUAGCAUAACUUUGCUGUUUAAGGCAUAAACAAUUUUGAAUAAGUGUCCAUUGACUAUAAAGCUAAUCUUCAGAGAAAUACUCAGAAUCAGUCAUUCCAUCAUUAAAAACAGAAAAGUUCAGAGGAGUGCAGCAUCUUAUUUGAUAAAACAAAUCAUUUAAGAAAGGCUUCUUCAACUUUUCAGCAUUAAAGCUCAUUAAGAAAAUCAGUCCACAGUAAAACAAGAAAUUAAGCCCAAAAUAAAGCUGAUGGCACAAGUAGUUUUCACAAUAGCGAACUCCUGAGUUUUAACUCUUCAUUUCAUGCUGAUAAAAUAAUUGAUCCAGCAGGAAUAAAUCAAACCAGACCGGCUAUUACUGAGUUCGUUGAUAUUAAAAUGAAUAAGAAGCCAGAAUAAAAAGUUACUCGAAAGCAAUUUAGUUCUGCUGACAAGAAUAAGAAGAGAAGCAUUAGACUUUUACAGAAUCUAAACUAGCAUGCCAAAAAUGAAUACUACGACCCAGAAGAUAUUAAAUCAACUAGAAAAUUGACCUCUGAUUCUUUAAGAACAUCUCAAAACCCAAUCCGGAAUAUGGGAAAUACUAAUUCUAUAUAUCUCUCUAAUAGUAUAGCUGGAGACGAUAAUGAUGCAAGCAAUUUAGUGAAUAAAAAAUUUUCUGCUUACAAUAUUGGAUACUCCUAACCCUCUCAUUUUUUAAGUAUAACAAAUAGAGACUCGUCUAAAAAGAAACUAAACUCAGUUUAGAUGUCUUCAAAAGAUAUUAAUCGGCUGAAUUCGCAAAAUCCUUAUCUGACCGCCUAGAAUUCAGUUCAUGAGGAAAGUCUUUAAAGCGAUGUGGAUGUAGUCAAUAUUCUAUCCUAGAGGGGGUAUACUAAAAUCAGAAGAGAUUAUUACAGCAAAGACUAAGGUAAAAAUUUCAGUAAUGAUGCCUAUAUCAACUCACUUGAAAUUAAGAAUAGAGUAGCUGAGUCCAAUUAUAGGCACUCUUAAUCUAGAGAUAAAAAUAGAUUAUGA
Stylonychia lemnae is the source of this 2703-nucleotide messenger RNA. NCBI's taxonomy places the organism in Eukaryota, Ciliophora, Spirotrichea, Sporadotrichida, Oxytrichidae. The record is from the annotation of a GenBank genome assembly.